GCAAUCGAUCGAUCAUCCUUCUCGCCGCCGCGCCUCCGACUGCCGUAGCGCCAGCACAGCCACAUCAGAUCAUGAUAAGGAGCCAAAACAUGAGCUGCAGAACUCACUAUGAGGCCAUUGGUGUGAAGGAAGAUGCGAGCCAAGAAGAAAUCCGUAAAACUUAUCGAUCCGCCAUCCUCGCUCUCCAUCCGGAUAAGCUCCCGGAUUCAUCCGAGCAAUCAAAUCCCCUCGGGAGUGAGUUUCUCGAGGUGCAGAGGGCGUGGAAAGUGCUCGGUGAUCCGGGAUCACGGGCCCUCUACGACCGUGAACUGAGGACGUUGAGACAGGAAGCUGUCGCUGCAGAAGAUGUAACCAUGAGAGAUAUGAUGGUUGUCGAAGAAGAAGAGGACGGAGGGGGUUUCGACCUGUCCUAUCAAUGCAGGUGUGGUGAUUUCUUCUGUAUAAGUUCUUGUGAAUUGGAUGAAAUGGGGUAUCAGUUUUCGAGAAAUCGAGGUGAGGUUUCGUUGCAUUCGCCUUCGUCUAUGCAAGCAUCGAUUGUUCUUCCGUGUGGAUCGUGCUCUCUGAAACUACGGCUAGUCAUUGAUUGAGGCCCGAGUUGAUUGAAUUGGUAAUUUCAUUGAGUUGAAUGAUGGAUUUUGCUUUGGAUUUCCAUUCAUUAAAGCAUGGCUUUGAGUUGAAAAUGUGUUUUUUUGUUCUAUUUGAUUUUGGCAUGAGAUUCUCUCUUCUUGUUGUGAUUAUGUUAGGGUUGUACAUGAGUUGAGUCGAGCUGUGAGCCGAGUCUAGUGUCUCAACAAUGGUGGAUCCUCAUGAGGUGGGGUUGACCCACUCCAUUGCCAUCACAUGAGGGUCGUAAAACUUUUGUUAAAUUCGGUCUUUAGAGCUGCUGCCAGUCAGUUUUAUGAUGUGACAACUCUUCACUAACACUUAGUAGUAGUUUGUAGUUCACUUUUAUUAUU
This is a messenger RNA of Salvia hispanica, 956 nucleotides long. Lineage: Eukaryota; Viridiplantae; Streptophyta; Magnoliopsida; Lamiales; Lamiaceae. The record is from RefSeq and is a predicted model, not a curated record.